Molecule: messenger RNA, 2024 nt
Organism: Camellia sinensis
Lineage: Eukaryota; Viridiplantae; Streptophyta; Magnoliopsida; Ericales; Theaceae
Product: SET domain-containing protein
Biological process (GO): peptidyl-lysine monomethylation
Cellular component (GO): nucleus
Molecular function (GO): protein binding; protein-lysine N-methyltransferase activity
Source: RefSeq, a predicted model, not a curated record
UCAGCCCUGCAUUGGCCCAACACCCUCUGUCGCCCCUAUUAAAAAAUACGAUACAUCCGACACUGCGGCGGCGGCGGCCCUCUUCCACCGCAAAUGGCUACCUCCACCACCAUCGCCGCCGCCGCCGCCACCAGCACCACCAGGCGAUUGAGAGCAUUCAAACGAUGGAUGAGAUCGCAAAGCAUAGAUUGCAGCGAUGCUCUCAACCUCAUAGACCACGCCAAAGAAGGAAUCUCCGUGCGAACACUCUGCGAUUUGCACGAAGGCGAUUUGGUGGCGACGAUACCCAAGCAUUCGUGCCUCACAAUCAAGACCUCAGGUGCUCGGAAUUUGAUCGAGACAGCCGGUCUUGAGGGCUAUUUGGGGCUCUCGGUGGCCCUCAUGUACGAGAAGGGCUUGGGACACCAGUCCCCUUGGUUCGGUUAUCUUCAGUUGUUGCCGGAGAAUGAGUGUAUUCCAAUGCUUUGGAGCUUGGAGGAAGUUGAUUCUCUGUUAUUGGGCACUGAGCUUCACAAGAUAGUUAAAGAAGACAAGGCUCUCAUCUAUGAGGACUGGGAAGAGUGUAUUCAGCCUCUUCUGGCUUCAGCUCCUGUAGAGCUUAAUCCAGAUUUCUUCGGUGUUGAACAGUACCUCGCAGCAAAAAGUCUUAUUGCUUCUCGCUCUUUUCAAAUAGAUGAUUACUAUGGAUUUGGGAUGGUUCCGCUGGCAGAUCUUUUCAAUCACAAAACAGGAGCUGAAGAUGUGCACUUCACCUCUAUAUCUUCUCAUCUUGCACGUGAAGAUGAUGCUGAAGACGACCACGAAAGUGAUGAGUAUGAAAGUAUGGAUGAUAGUGAAGACAACCACGAAAGAGAUGAGAAUGAAAAUAUUGGUGACCGUGAACAAUUAUCUCAAAAUUCUCAAUCAAGAAAGGGUGCUUCUAAUGGUGGUAACUCGGAGUGUUCUUCUGCUUCUGGGGAUGAUCCCACAGUUUUGGAAAUGAUUAUCGUGAAAGAUGUCAAAAAUGGGGCUGAGGUCUUCAAUACAUAUGGAGUCUUGGGUAAUGCUGCACUGCUACAUAGAUAUGGAUUUACAGAGGUUGAUAAUACAUAUGACAUUGUCAACAUAGAUUUAGAACUGGUACUUCAAUGGAGUUCAUCUUUGUUUUCGGGCCGACACAAUCGAGUCAGGUUUUCACUGUGGAGGAGAUUAGAUUACUCUGGUUGUGAGAGCCAGAACUCUGAAUAUUUCGAAAUCUCAUCCAACGGGGAACCACAAGUCGAGCUGCUGAUUUUACUUUAUAUAAUUUUAUUACCGGACGAAGCGUAUCAGCAACUGGAUCUCACAGUAUCAAUGGCAGGGAAUUUAAAAGAAUCUCUAACCGUUAUUUUACAAAAAGGAGGCAAUAUUGCAAUGGAAAAAGCUCCGGAAAUGAGCAAGGAUUUGCUGCUGAUCGAAAGUGUGAGUAAUGCCCUUUUGUCGCUUGCUAAUAUCCGGGAGAGUUUUUAUGGUUCAAAUUCACUAAAAGAUGAUAUUGAAGCUUUGAAGAAGUGUUGUCGCAUUAAAGAUAGGAAGUUGUACCAUUCUCUCACACUGCGUGUGAGCGAGAGAACAAUUCUGGAGAAACUCAGAACUUAUGCCGCUGAAGCUGCUCAGUUAUCGAGAACUGUCAAGAGAGGAUCUAUGAGGAAGAAGUUAAAAAGCACAUAAUAUUCAGUAUUUCAAGAACUUUUCAUGUUUUUUCUUUGCUCGGGCAAUGCACAUUGCUCCUACCAAAAGGAAGGGAAGGGAGAGGGAAGGUUUGCUAAGCUUUUGUUAGUCUUCUUUGGUGCACCACCUGACAGGAUUGGAGAAAAAGAAUGCAGGGUGUUUGGUUUCUCAGAAAAACACUGCAGAAAAAGGUAUUUUUGUAAAAUUGGGUGAAAACAAGCUCCAUAUGUUGUUAGGUAAUAAUUGUGUCUUUUAAUGGUGAAAUCUACAGCUUUCGAUGUUCUCUAAUUAGGUCAUGUUAUCAAUUUUUGUAACGUACGAUCAUUUAAAAUUUU